AAUUACAAUUUCAUUAUAUUUGAAAUAAAAUGAAAAUAAUAAUAGGAAGUGAUUGUAAAAUUUUGCAAAUAGUUGUUAAUCUUCUGGAUUCCUAAGGUCCAAGUAUUGAAUGAUGAAAACCUAAAAGAGUCAAUAUUAUGGAUCUAUUUGCCCUUCUCUUUAUGGCCUGUAUUUCUAUCCUAUUUGGUGUGAUCUUAACUCUAUGUGUUCAGUAUUAUAUUUUAUAUGUGUAUUUGAAGAAGAGCCCCAUUGCAAAAAGUACUUUGAAUAAAAAUUCCGCAGAUUACAGUUUACCACAGUCUAUAAAAGAAAAACUGGAAAAUGAUGACCUCACAGACAAGGAUAAAGGUUCCAGUUUACCAAUAAGUUUGGUUCUUCAGUUUCUUUUUCAUGAAUUGAGGCACUCAGAACUUAUCAAAAGAUGGCUCUAUAAAAAGCUCAGUUUAGAAUUUGAUGAGCUACUGACUAAAACUACAAUAGGAAAAUUUUUUGACACAAUAACAAUAAAAGACAUGCACCUAGGAACAGAAUUUCCAGAUAUCAAAGACAUCACUGUGGAUAAUGUAAAAUUAGAUAAAAAAGAAGGUCACUUAGAAACUGUCAGUUUAUCUUUAAACCUAGAUUAUACAGGUAACUUCAUGUUGAGUAUAGAUGCAAAAAUGAAAUUUGGGAAAACUGCAUAUCUUUCAAUAAAAGUGAAACGUAUAAGUGGACAAGCAAGAUUGCAAUUCUCCAGACAGCCCUACACCCAUUGGUCAUUCAGUUUUUAUUCAGACCCUCUACUGGAUUUGGCUGUUGAAUCUCAUUUUCAAGGAAGGCAGUUGCAAUCAAACAUCACCAACCUAAUUGUUAAUCAAAUCAAGAAGGCUAUCAAAAGGAAGCACACUCUUCCAAAUUAUAAAAUUAGGUAUAAACCGUUCUUUGUGAAGACUGAUCCCAGCCAACUGGAUGUAGAAGACAAUGAAAUAGUCUCUCAAGGUCAGUUGGAGGUUACUUGCGUGGAGAUAACUCGCCUAUCUCUACCACCAGUAGUACAAAGUAUCUAUUGUACAUUAGCAGCAGACGCCAUUCCAUGGAUAUCUCUCUGCCAAAGAGACGACACCAUUUACAUGACCCUGGAGAUCACCAUUACCAAAUCCAGGCAAGCCCCGUUGGGCGCCAUAUUCAAACAAGAACAGGGCCUGGUAUUGGUCGAGAGCGUUUCCCCGCACAGCUCCGCUUACAAAUCAGGCUUGCGCACUAACGACAUUGUUCUGACGGUGGAAAAUCGCAAUGUUCAGACAGCAGCGCAAGUGACCAAGUUUAUAAAGUCGAUGGCGUCGGUAAAUGUGACCUUGAAAGUAGAGAGAUCGGUGGAGAAUUAUUUGUGGAAGUCCAGGUUGAAUGAGGAUACUGAAGUGAGAGUGACGUGUCCUACGCCUGAGGCUACGGAGGAAACUGAGCUCAUUCAGACCGAGCAAGACAGCUUCGUUCUGGUGGAAACCGCGAAAGACACCAAGAAGCGAGUGCCCAAAAUGAUACCGACCAACGAGAACAUGGCGAAGCUGGCCCAAACAAUCGGCAAUUUCAGCCUGAGGAAGCGCAAAACUUCCCUGUCCGAAACGGGCAGUGCCAAAAACACGCCGGCCUCCAGCGGUCCCGGAACACCUCAACAUUCCAUUGUAAAACAACAAACGCCUACUAAAAGGGGGACUAUCUGUGAAUUUCCCGAAAUUAUGAGGAAUGAUUCGGUGAACAGUGUCCCUGAGACCAGUUCUUCGGAGAAAUUCCAAUUACACAGAAGCAAAGAACUUCCGAACACUACCGUUCUUCAAUUCAACGAGGAUUUCCAGUUCAACCUGAAAGACUCAUUGAAAUACCUCAAUAUCAACGUUUGGGCUACGUUGGCUGACGAAAAAGAUGUUCUUCUAGGUUAUACCAACAUCCCCAUCAGCCACAUUCUCGCCGAGUGCUGCAACAGCUUCCUGGGACACUACAUGCGUCGCUACUCCUUUUUACCCCCAAACAAUAUCACCCCCAACAACCAAACGCACCCCCUCUUGUUGCAUUCCGGGUUCGAACAUGUUUUUUGCUACGGGGAUGUCCUUUUGGCCUUCGCUUGGACGCACGACGAAGAGAUCGAGCUGAAGAGGAAGACGAGCGCUGUGGAGUUGGGUCACGUGACGAUCGUGUCGGCCAACACGAGUCAGCAUGAUUUCGUGAGGACUCAGUUCCACAGGACCACGCAUUGCGAUUUUUGUACCAAGAAGAUAUGGCUGAAAGAUGCCGUGCAAUGCAAGCAGUGCGGUAUGUGCUGCCACAAAAAGUGCAUAUCGAAAUGCCAGAUGAGUACCGGGUGCAAUCCCGGAAUGAAGAAUGAAGUUUCUGCGUCUGAAGUUACGCUCCAGCCGGAGAUUACAAUGACGGAAAUCGGGGAAGACGUGACGGAAUCUUCGAGUCUAGGGAACGGCCUCAAAAGGGUCAAUAGCGUCAACAAUCUGGCCAUACCAGGGUCCCAAUUCAUGGCGAGCACAUCGCGCAGUUUGCCGCCCUCCCCGCAACGAACGCCCAGUAGAAAGCACUCUCUCAUAUCGAUUAACCCUUUCGCGUUGUGUCCUGAUGUUUUGGAAGAAGUGCAGAAGAACCCGGGCGAAGCUCUGGACAACGUCAACAGGCUGUUGGAGCAGGUGAUGCAGUGUCCUCCAGACGAAUUGUUGAUGGACGCUGCCAAAGAGACAGGACAACAGAUGUACGCCCAUAUGACUCACGAGGAAAGAGUCGAAAAAAUGAACGUCAUGAUGGGCGAACUGAAAAAAAGCCUGGACUCCAUCACGUUGGAACAUAUGGAGCUGUCAAAGCGAUUAGGAGCGGAAGAAUCCGAAGUGCAAAAGGCCAAAUUGGCUUUCUUGAUGGGCCAAGCAGACGCUAAAGUGCACGGUUUAUCAGUGCUUAUGUUGCACUAUUGUUCCAGUUUGCAGCACGCCCAAGAAAAGAUCAUUUAAGUUGAUUUUUCUUGUUGAACCCCGUGCGCAAAACGAUUUGAAGUCGAGCAUUUUUUUGUGUAAGUUAUGACGUGAUCCAGUAAUCGGUUCAUUCCCGUUCAAAAACUUCCAACAGAACGAUUUGAACUACUAAUUAAUCAUUCCAGAAUUACGUCAUUUGACAGGUUGCUGAGGGGCAAACAUUGUAUUUUGUCAAGAUUUGUCAUAUAAAACCAGAAUUAGUGGGAUCGUUUUCUUUGGAAUCCGAGUUGGAACCAGAAAGAAUUUCAUAAUUCUGUUUGGUGAAACUGUUAUUAUAUUGUGGAUGUGGCAGGGAUGGCCAGGGCUAUGCUCAUCAAAGGUAGGUAACUUGACAGAUAGUUUGUGUGCCCCUCA
Messenger RNA from Phaedon cochleariae (mustard beetle), 3356 nucleotides. The record is from the annotation of a GenBank genome assembly. Lineage: Eukaryota; Metazoa; Arthropoda; Insecta; Coleoptera; Chrysomelidae.